This is a messenger RNA of Poeciliopsis prolifica (blackstripe livebearer), 4428 nucleotides long. RefSeq names its product plakophilin-1 (gene pkp1a). Gene Ontology annotation, biological process: cell-cell junction assembly; cell-cell adhesion; intermediate filament bundle assembly. The coding region runs from base 264 to 2273 and encodes 669 amino acids. Gene Ontology annotation, molecular function: cadherin binding. The transcript is spliced from 15 exons. Lineage: Eukaryota; Metazoa; Chordata; Actinopteri; Cyprinodontiformes; Poeciliidae. The record is from RefSeq and is a predicted model, not a curated record. Gene Ontology annotation, cellular component: plasma membrane; adherens junction; cytoplasm.
UCCCUGAAGCCAACCUGCACGUGAACUUUCCUUACCCCUCGAAGGGGCGCGGUUCCCGAGGGUGGAGUCCACACCUUCUGCUCUGGGAACAUUCACCACAUGUGAGCUCGCUCUUUGGCUUAUCCGCGGCGCCACCCGUCGUUGCUGCGCGUCUCUUCAUCGCGGGGCUCUCCGCUCUCGUUUGGAGAACUCGCUUGACCCACCCGCUCCAGGUCAGGGAUCCGAGUUUGGGAAGAAAAAAAAAAGAAGAAGAAAAAAAAAAGAUGGACCCCGGGAGCCCGGACACCUCGCUCGCGACGCCGUCCGACAAGGACCUGAGCGCCGGACCGCAGCGUGUGCUGCACCAGGUCAACACCAUGAAGAGGACCAAGUCGAAGUACAGGAACGGCGCCACGACGAGUCCCACAAGCCCUGCUCCACAGAGUUUAAAAACUUCUGACUUUGGAUUGUUCAAGUAUAGGGCAGCCAGCACCUACCGCCGCACCAACUCCAGCGGGUCAGCCGCUCUGCACAAUAGGAAGAGUAAAAGUAUGAAGGGAAGAUUAGUCAGCUCUAACAUGGAACAAGUCAACACUUCAUCCUGGACAAAAAGCCCCAAUGGGCUGACCCCCAGUCGGAGUGACCCCACUUUGACUUCAGCUUCUCAUCUUGCUCCAGCACCUAGCAUGAAAGCCAAAAGGCAGAACAGCUCAAGUCAAAUUCAAGUUACUAAAGAGUCUCGUUCAACAUUUAAUGGCCCGACUUUCACUGAGAGUCAAACACGCAUUUUACAGCAACCUUCCACCCAGUCUCAAACUGAUGGCAAGUUGGGCACCAUUAGGGUGUCCGAAAUCAAGCAGUCGUCCAUGGUGGACUCUACAGGAAACAUGCAAGUUAAUAUAACCCUAAGAGAGGCCGUGAAAUACCUUUCGGACACUGAUGUGGAUAUCCAGAAACUUGGGGCCAACUAUAUCCAGCAUGUCAGCUUCAAAGACGAUUCAGCCAAAGGCGAGGUAUUCCAACUUGGGGGAAUUCCACCUUUGGUGAAUAUGCUGGACAGCACCGACUCAAAAUUACAAUUGGCUGCUUCAGGUGCUCUGAGAAAUCUUGCCUACAAGAACUUAAAGAAUAAGAUGGCAGUUCACCAAUGCGGUGGCACAGCUAAAAUCCUGAACCAAAUGAAGAAUACAAAGUCUUCUGAAACACAGAAACAACUCGCUGGCCUUCUCUGGAACCUGUCUUCCGCUGAAGAACUGAGGUUGGAACUAAUUUCAACAGCACUUAUCGCUGUGACUAAGAAUGUGGUGGUGCCAUUUAACUUCCCACAGAAUGACUCAGAACUUGUAGAUCCAGACGUUUUCUAUUUUGCCACCGGCUGCUUGAGGAACCUGAGCAGCGGCUCAGCACAGGACAGGCAAAAAAUGAGACUAUGUCCAAAACUUAUUGAGGCCCUGGUGACAUACAUAAAUACAUCAACUGUGAAACAGGACACACAAGAUGACAAGCCUGUUGAGAACUGUGUGUGUAUUCUCCAUAACUUGACAUACCAACUAUGGCAAGAGUGUCCAGAGGCUUCAUUCUCUGAUGAGAAGAUUGAAAGUCAGAAGACAGACGAUAGGAAAAGCUCCACAGUUGGAUGCUUCAGUCCGAGAAGCAGAAAAAUGAAAGAUGAGAUUUUCUUAAACCCAGACACAAUAUCAUCAGAGGUGAAGUGGCUGUACAAUUCAAAAGCCAUAGAUGCGUAUGUGUCGCUGCUCAAGUCGUCCCAAAUCGAUGCCAUUAAGGAGGCCUGCUGUGGUGCCAUGCAGAACCUCACUGCGGGCAAAGAAAAUGAGUCUGUAGCUAUGAGUGAGGCUUUGCUCAAGAAACUUGAGGAGAAUCUACACCUGUCCAGUCUGUUGUGGUCCAAAGUUACUGCAAAGCCAUUUGCCUGUCUUCUGGAUAACAUGUCUCGCAAAUCCAGUUUGCAGUCCCUGAUGGCACAGAAGAUUUUGCCUGUAUUUGGGAAUGUUUUGUCUAAUGGAGAGUGGCGCAAGCAAGCUGAUGCUGAUGCUGUUGCAACCAUUUGCAAGGUGUUACCUAGACUGCUGAUUGUAGACCAGAACAUCACCAAGAAUGUCAUAAAUCCAGAAGUGAUUAGAGGACUGAUAGAGUUUCGUGAGAAACGUCCCGAAGACAGUGGAACCCAGGCAGCCUCAGAACUGCUACACAACUUAUGGACAGAUAAGAUUCUGAGAAGCACCGUAAAACAUCUGAAAUUUACCAAAACCAUAUAUAUUAAUUCAAGCAAAUAAGGAGCAGACAAGGAGGCCAAUAAUUCAAGGGUGGAAUUACCACCCAAAGAUUAAUAAGAGAAGGAAACCCGUCCUGAUCAGAAGCUUCUGCAGCCACACCCUUAAUAUCUUCACUGCCAACCUUGUUGGAGGAGCCAAUGAGUUAUGUCCUUCUUACAAUAUGUAUAUAAAAUGGAGUUAUUCAAGCAACUCAUGAAUAAUCAAAAGUUGCUUGUAAUUUAAUUUGACAAUAUUUGUGCGUUUCAGUAAGCUAGGUGUGAGAGCUAGAUGUGUGUUAGUGCUAAAAUCAAAUUCACGCAGCCUUCAAUACACAUAAACAAAUCACGGAUUGUGUCUUGCAGCGAUUCUGAAGAGUCACAAGUUGCAUCGCUGUAAAAUAUUACAAUGUUAUCAGUUUAGACAUAUAUGUCAGAAACAUGAAAAAAGUUCAUAUGUUUUGUUCUUUGUUUUUUUUUAUGGGUACAUGGAAAAUUGUUUUUAGUAAUAGCAAGCAAAAAAUAAAUAAAAUAAAAAUAAAAAUUGAGGUCAAAAUAAGUUAACCACCAGCUCAUAUUAUGAAUAGAAUAGUCGGAAAAUAUCAUGUUCACAUACAAAAAAAUUAUUUGUUGUUAAUGUCAAAAAUGCCAUGUUCCUGUAAUUGUAUAUGUAUAUAUAUCUAUACAUGUUAUUCUAUGACAAAAGAAAAAAUAACAUGCGUAUAAACAUGGUAUUAUCAAUGUGUGAAAGGUCCAUAUUUCACACAUGGAUCUGGCUACUACUCAUUUUGCUUCUUUGCCAUUUCAUACAGUUUGAUCCCAUCCUUCCCUUUUUUGAAGUUUUGUGACGAGAUGUUUGCUAUGCUCAUUCAGCAACAUUUCCACACACAUUAAUUCUAUUUCUUCUUCAACAAUCACAACUUCUUUAAAGUCUUGUUACACUAAAUGAUCUACAACAGCUAUAAGAUUCAGCUCAUCAUUUUCUUCCAGGUGUGAAAUGGAAGUGAGUUGGGACAAAUUGGCAGUGUGUGGCGACUAAACUGGAGUGUGACUUUGCAAAGGAGCAAUUUGACUAGCUGCUUGCUCUCUCUUAACAGACAUUAACCAACAAUUAAAACCUGGCCUCUCUUAAAUCUUAUAAAAUGCACCUCUUUGUACUGCUACAGCUUGUUUAUGCUGUGUGAAACACAACUAGAGAGACAUCUCUUGACACAUUCCUGUAAUUUUAAAGUGUUUAUAUAGUAUACAAAGCUUCUUUUCAUUUUUCAGUUUUUUGUGGACCAUUUUUAAAGUGGAAAAUAUGCCACUUCUGAUUUUACGCUUUUGGCUCACACAAACACUACAGUUUUACGAGUGGUCUUCAAUGGAUACUUGGUUUCUUAAAAUGUGCAGUAGCAAGGUGGUAAGGGGAUUCUUUUUUUUUUUCAUUGGCCUGUCAUUGAAUGUGCAUAUUAUGUCAUUUGUAUUUCUGAUGCACGUUCGUGUUUUUUCAACAUUGACUUGAAUUUUUGUGAAAAAGCAGAAAAAAUUGAGGCAAAGUGGUAGCAUGAGCAGUGGUGUGAGAAAAGGAGCAGAACUCCUUUUCUGCUGCACAACAGUAAAGAGUCAGGCCUGUCAGCCACUGCCUUAUAGCAGGUGGAGCCAGCAGUAAUGGAUGUUGGCAACUCUCUCUUAAGUGUCCAUCGAUGUAAUUUAGCUAAUUGCAGAGCUGAAAAUAAAAAAAAAAGACUGUUCCCUUUUAUGUUAGCAUAAUGAACUAUGAGCUAAGCUCAAAUCAUCGAGCAGGAGGAAGACACGUUUAAAUUUUUUUUUUGUCCAACUCAUAUGUUUUCUCUCUGUCUUGCAACCUUACAGCGUUAUGGGAUCUUCACAGGGUAUCUGUUUUGACAGAGCUAUUUCUUUGGGGGAAAAAAACCCAAACAUGUUUCCGGUUGGUGCAGAUUGUGUAACAAACAAUAAAAGACAUCUCAUCUAUUGGUUAAAGUGGUUGGCAGCUGUUAGGAUUUCCUAUCAACCCAAAGUGAAAAACAUUGGUCAUUUUUAUACUUGGCUGUAUUAAGGUUCCUCUGCCUUAGGCUCAAUCACCUUCAGUAUUGUUUGGGAGAAUUGUGUACGUUAUAUUUUAGUAGCUUUGUUAUUAAGUUGUUACUUUACGUGCAAAAAUAAACAGCUAUGCAAGC